CUGCUGGUCUUGAAGUCUCGCUAACUACUUGGAUACCUUCUCUCAUUCCUCGGAACGAAAAAGCGAGAGUACAUUCUCCUUUUUAGUGCAUUUCAGCUGCGUCAGCAGUUUAUUCUUUCUUAUUCCCUUUCCCGUGUUCAUUUUAAAGUGGUGGAUAGGAUGAACUUACUGGCCGUUGGUCCUUCUCUUCUCUUUCUUAUUAGUAAUCUUGUUCAAGUGAGAGGGACUGACAUCUUCUUUUCAUUUCUUUCAUAUCUCCCUUGAUUCUGUUUCAGUUUGAAGUAAUAGGGAGGCUUGCAGACCUUACAAUUGUCUUUGUUAAAUACUUUUAUGACCGACUGACUUGAAUAUGCUUGCCAUUGGUCCUU
Molecule: messenger RNA, 368 nt
Organism: Arabidopsis thaliana (thale cress)
Lineage: Eukaryota; Viridiplantae; Streptophyta; Magnoliopsida; Brassicales; Brassicaceae
Exons: 1
Coding region: 160-264 (34 amino acids)
Source: RefSeq, marked reviewed